Messenger RNA from Sarcophilus harrisii (Tasmanian devil), 3269 nucleotides. RefSeq names its product cell surface glycoprotein CD200 receptor 1. The record is from RefSeq and is a predicted model, not a curated record. NCBI's taxonomy places the organism in Eukaryota, Metazoa, Chordata, Mammalia, Dasyuromorphia, Dasyuridae. The coding region runs from base 230 to 1186 and encodes 318 amino acids. The transcript has 7 exons. Gene Ontology annotation, molecular function: signaling receptor activity. Gene Ontology annotation, biological process: regulation of neuroinflammatory response. Gene Ontology annotation, cellular component: external side of plasma membrane.
CAGGAAAUCUGUUGCUGUGUCAAGUCUUAGAGAACAACUCGCCUCAAGUUACUAAUCAGUCAGAAACACAUAUUGCUGAAGGAAGAGGCUGGUUGGAGAAAGGGUGUAGAACUCAUGGGCUGGGAACUACCAGCAAGGAGAAGAGGGGGUCAUGUUAGACAGACUCACCAUGUCUACAAUUCUGUUGCUAGCUGACUGGCGAGAGAGUACAGAGUGAAAGGGCAAAAGUAUGGAAAUGAACUCCUUUUGGAAGUCUUUUGAUUUGAUGCUGCUGACUCUUCUGAUUAGCUUCCUAGUAGUUGACUAUAAAAGCACAGAAGCAGAGACUCAAGUUCCAUCAGCAAACAUGUCAGCUGGGCAGGUAUCCCAACAAUGUCACACCAAUGCUACCAUCAAAGUGUCUGUACAGAUGGACACCGACGUUGUUCUCUGCUGCUUACAUUGCUCACCAAAGGAAUUUGUAAUGAUCACAUGGACCAUAUUCCCCGGAGAUGAAACUUCCUGUAUCAUAGCUUACAAAAAAGACAAGAAUAUCACUAAGGAAACAAAUUGCUCUGGUACUAGAAUAACCUGGGAAUCUGAACCUGAGAGGAACUUCAGCCUUCAUAUAGAGCCAGUGACUAUUCAUCAUGAGGGAUAUUAUCAAUGUGAUCUUGUAACACCUGAUGGGAAUUUUCGAUCUCUCUAUCACCUCAGUGUGUUAGUGCCUCCUCCUGUAGUAAACCUGUCUGAGGAGGAAAAUGGAACCGUUGUAUGCAAGGCUGCAGCUGGGAAGCCAGCUGCCCAGAUCUCCUGGGUCCCAAAAGGAGACUGCUUCACUGUGAAGGAAACUCAUGAUAACAGGACAGUGACUGUGAAAAGCACUUGUACCCGGAAUAGCUUCAAUGCAUCCAAUGUCAGCUGCUUCAUUUCCCAUUUGACUGGGAAUAGAACUCUGUACUUAAACCAUGAGAUCCUUAGUCCCCAGACUUCUUCAAAAUUCUUAUUUUGGAUCCUUUCUGUUAUUCCCUUGGGCUUCGUGGGAUUGGUUUUUUAUAAGAAAUCCAGUUGGUGCAGGAAAUGUCCUAAACCAGAAGCUACUCCAGGAACUGGAGAGGAUGAAGUGGAGCCAUAUGCCAGCUACACAGAGAAGAGCAAUCCACUCUAUGAUUGUAGGACUGAGGUGAAGAUUUCUACAACUUCAUAAAGUGACAACUUUGGGUUGGAAUUCCAAACAGGAUUUACCUGUGAGGACAGAUUAAUCCUGGUGCAAUAGAAACCCAUUGCUGCAAUAGAAACCCACUGCUGCUUGUUUGUUAUCUCCUGGGAUUUCUGGGGAAUAGAAGACUCCCUUCUGACACCUCUCAACAUCAGAGACUAAAAGAAAAGUCACAUUUCCUAAUAGUCACUGGUAGUGAAAUUUUGGGAAAUUCAGUGGUCACCAGUUGGUGAUUUUAUAAGCUGAUGGAUUACAGAAACAUUCUAGUACUCAUACUUCCUAAUUCCCCUUUACUCAACUAAUCAAAUUCUUAUUCUUAGCUAACAUAAUAAAAUAAUGAACCAUUUAUUUAAUCAUUUAUUUAUUUAGCCAUUAAUUUAGUCAUUCCUGGAUUAUUGCCUUUUUGAGUUGUUAUGAAGUAUAUGUGUAUCUACAUUUUAUCUAUAUAUGUAUACAUAUAUAUGACUAGGUAUAUGUAUUUGUGUAUAUAUCCACACAUGCAAACACACAAUGUUUGGUAUCAUGAGGCCAUGAUCUUUGUGAGCCUUAGAAACUUGAUUUGAUUUAAUGACAUGAUAAUUUGGAAAUAAGACCAUUAUAUCACCUUGAAUCAUGCAGUAAAAAAAUACUAAUUAAUAUGAAGGUUGAUCAACAAAUAUUUAUCAAAUACUUUCAAUAUUCUCACCAAUAAUCUAGGUGCUAUAGGAGAUUUAGAAAAAAAAAAAGAAAUAUAUGACUCUUUUUUAAAAGGAAUUUACAGUUUAAUUGAGGAGAGAAUGCCAGCAAUAGUAAAUAGUGUGGGAUAAUUUAUAAUUAUUUAUCAGUAAUUGCCAAAUUGUAUAACAUAGGCUGUGUAUACUCUAGGAACUUAGAAUUUUGAGUUGUAAUUGCCAAAUUGUAUAACAUAAGCUGUGUAUAUUCUAGGAACUUAGAAUUUUGAGUUGUAUAGAUAAUUUAGCACAAUUCCUUCAUUUUACAAAGGAGUCUCAUAAAGAAGUCACCCAAAGUUACUAUUAAUUGGCAACUGUUGCUUUGUCAUAUCUGAUUCUUCUUGAUCUCAUUUGGGAUUUUCUUGGCAAAGAUACUAGAAUAGUCAUUUCCUUCUCUGGCUCUUUUUAUGGAUGAGGAAUUAAAGCCAACAGGUGAAGUGACUUGGUCAGAAUCACCUUGCUAGGAAAUGUCUGGAGGCUUGAUUUGAAUUCAGGAGGAUGAGUUUUCCUAACUCCAGGACCAGUGCUCUAUCCACGGAGCAACCUAAUUGCCCAGUAACUGGCAACAUUAGAAUUCAAAUUCAGAUUUUUCAGAUUGUAAGUCUAGGAUUCUUGUCACUGCAUCAUGAAGAUCAAAGAAGACUAGAAUAGUCAAGGAAAGUUUCAUAGAGGAGAUGAUAUGUGAAUAUACAUUGAAAGAUGAGCAGCAUUUAGAUCAGUGAAGAGGAGAAAGGGAGACUAUUACAUGCAAGGAAAACAACAUAAAGGAAUGAACAUGGGCAAGAAUGAGCAUGACAUGUUUUUGAGGGGCUCCGAAAUUGACUCUUGAAAUGAAAGUUGUGUUUGGAGGAAUAGUGAAGAAAGAAUUUAAACAGGAAUUAUGUAGAUCUUUUUAAAAUAUUUUUCCCUGCUCCCACCAGCAAUGUACCCCAGACUCAGAUUAAUCUGGUGCUUGCUACCUGGAACUAGCACCUAGAAUGACCUAAAUCUCUUCUUCUCAUACUCUGAAGCCCAUCUCCAACUUUUCUACCAAUGUCACUUCCCCCUUUCUCCUCCUCUCUAAACAACGAAUACCCUUCCCAAAUCAUCUCUUUUCCUUCUACCCAUCAUCCCUAUCUUUGUCAAAGGGAACUCCUUUAUUUUGAACCAUAAGUACAAUUUCCCUUUCUUAAUGGUGGCAGCCCACUUUUAGAUACUGGGAUGGAUUGUAAGGACUUAUGAGGUUGCUAUAAUCUCUGUCUAGGGUGUGCUGAAACCAGCUCCAUUGAACUUCAGACUGCCUAUUGUCAAAUAUUCAUUGAAAAAUCUACACCUUGGAAAUCAGCAAAUGCUACAAAUCAGGGCCUGGUUUAUUUGUUAAU